Molecule: messenger RNA, 1742 nt
Organism: Equus quagga
Lineage: Eukaryota; Metazoa; Chordata; Mammalia; Perissodactyla; Equidae
Gene: NOB1
Product: NIN1 (RPN12) binding protein 1 homolog
Exons: 9
Coding region: 16-1266 (416 amino acids)
Biological process (GO): ribosomal small subunit biogenesis; maturation of SSU-rRNA
Cellular component (GO): preribosome, small subunit precursor
Molecular function (GO): RNA endonuclease activity
Source: RefSeq, a predicted model, not a curated record
GCUCGUUCGGCCAAGAUGGCACCGGUGGAGCACGUUGUGGCGGACGCUGGGGCUUUCUUGCGGGACGCGGCUCUGCAGGACAUCGGGAAGAACAUCUACACUAUCCGGGAUGUGAUCAGCGAGAUACGGGACAAGGCCACGCGCAGGCGGCUCGCGGUCCUCCCCUACGAGCUGCGUUUCAAAGAGCCGUUUCCGGAAUACGUGCGGCUGGUUACUGAGUUUUCAAAGAAAACUGGAGACUAUCCGAGCCUCUCUGCCACAGAUAUCCAAGUGCUGGCACUUACCUACCAGUUGGAAGCAGAGUUUGUUGGGGUGUCUCACCUAAAACAAGAACCAGAAAAGGUGAAAGUGAGUUCAUCAUUUCAGCACCCAGAAACUCCUCUACAUAUUUCUGGUUUCCAUCUGCCCUCAAAGCCUAAACCCCCACGAGAAACAGUAGAACAUGGACACCCAGCUGGUGAGCCUGAGGACCUAGAAUUCAGUUCCUUCAUGUUCUGGAGAAACCCUUUGCCUAAUAUUGACCAUGAACUGCAGGAGCUGCUGAAUCAUGGAGGUGAGGAUGUUGCAAGUGAGGAGGAGGAGGUGGAGAAGGAAGAGAAUGGAUUUGAAGAAAGCAAAGACCAAGACAGUGAUGACGAUGGGGGUGGGUGGAUAACCCCCAAGAACAUCCGGCAGAUCCAGCAGGAGAUGGAGCAGUGUGCCGUCCCGAAGGACGUGCGGGUCGGCUGUGUGACUACAGACUUUGCCAUGCAGAAUGUCCUGCUUCAGAUGGGGCUGCAUGUGCUGGCGGUGAACGGCAUGCUGAUCCGUGAGGCCCGGAGCUACGUCUUACGCUGUCACGGCUGUUUCAAGACAACGUCUGACGUGAACCGAGUGUUCUGUUCACAUUGUGGAAACAAGACCCUGAAGAAGGUGUCUGUGACCGUCAGUGAUGAUGGAACCCUGCAUAUGCACUUCUCCCGCAACCCUAAGGUCCUGAAUCCUCGGGGCCUUCGGUAUUCACUUCCUACUCCCAAAGGAGGCAAAUAUGCCAUCAACCCCCACCUGACUGAGGACCAGCGCUUCCCUCAGCUGCGGCUCUCCCGAAAGGCCAGGCAGAAAACUGAUGUGUUUGCCCCUGACUACGUAGCUGGGGUAUCUCCCUUUGCAGAGAACGACAUCUCCAGCCGGUCAUCCACCCUGCAGGUCCGGGACACCACCUUAGGAGCCGGGAGGAGACGGUUAAAUCCCAAUGCUUCCAGAAAGAAGUUUGUGAAGAAAAGGUGAAGUGCAAGCUCCAUGGGCCAACUGGAUUGCUGCUGCAGCUGCCAAGGAAUUCUGGUGUCUCAUUUCCCCUGCUGUGCCAGCGCCAGAACCAUCAGGAUGGAAGGAAUAGACCCGACUUGCGCCAUGCUGCUUCCCAUCUCACCGUGGUGUGUUGGGUUGGGUUUGUGGUGGAACUCGGCCGUCCCUUGGCCUGUGAGCAUCCAGAGAGUUGGGAUUCCUGCCCUGUGGAGGGGAAUUUGAUGAAAACAAAAAGAAUAGUGCCCUAGAGCAAAUCUUCAACCUUUAAAGACUUCCAAGUGAUAAUAUUUUUCUAUUAAAUGUGGUUGCAAGCUUCUGUGCAUUUUCAUUAAAUAGGCCAAAUUUUUGCUGCUUAGUUAGUUUACUACUUAAGGUGUACUCCCAAGGGUCAAGCAUUUAGAUUUGUCUUUUUGUGAGAAAAUACACUGUUUGUUGUAAUAAAACUAAGAACUACCGUU